This is a messenger RNA of Paramuricea clavata, 492 nucleotides long. The record is from the annotation of a GenBank genome assembly. NCBI's taxonomy places the organism in Eukaryota, Metazoa, Cnidaria, Anthozoa, Malacalcyonacea, Plexauridae.
AUGGAGCAAUUAUUCAGGAACGAAAAGUUGAAUGUUAGUAUAAGAAUAGUGAGGUGGGGUGAGGGUAUAUUAUUCUAUGCAAAAGAUGUGGCGGAAUCACUAGGGUACGAGGAUCCAAAAAAGGCAGUUCAGAAACUAGUUAGGAAACAAAAUAAGGUAAGCGUAGAGGAGCUUCGCAUGGGGGGUGAAUCGCCCCCCUUGCAAAAAUGUCACCCACAAACGAUUAUGCUAUACGAACCUGGUUUGUACCAGCUAAUAUGUAGCUCAAGAUUCCCAAUAGCAGAGGCCUUUCAGGACUGGGUAUUCAGUGAGGUGCUUCCAUCGAUCCGUAAAACAGGCUCAUACAAAUUACCAGAAUCUGAGCCACUCUAUUGUAAUCAGAUGAAGCUAAUUAAUGAAACGGACCUUCAUUAUGCUGUUGUAGAAUAUCUUAAAAAGUACCACCCAAAAGCCCUAAUCCUACCGGAACUAGGAGAGUACCAUGAUACAUGA